AUGGGUACAGAAGGUGCUGCUCCAUGGUCAGUACUAAGAAAAGAUGAUGAACAAAGAUCCUUGUUAAACUCUUUGGAAGCCACGUCAUCAGAAAGAAUAAUAGACCCUUGUAUCUAUAGAGUGCCACCGAUACUUCGCAAAAUGAAUGAAGAAGCCUACACUCCUUCCCUAGUUUCCAUUGGUCCCUUUCACCGUGGAAACGAAACUCUGAAGCCGACGCAACAUCUCAAGUUCUCUUACGCCAACAAAUUUCUCAUGAGGACUCGUCAACAGAAUUCAGUAGAUGAUUAUGCUAGAGCCGUGAGAGAUUGGGAAGAUGAGAUUCGACGUCGUUAUUACGAGUCAAUACCAAUGGGGAGAGAUGAAUUUGUAGAAAUGAUUCUAAUGGAUGGGUGUUUCAUCAUUGAGUUGUUUGUUUCGGUCUUUCUAGAAAUCACAAGUAAAUCAAAUGGAGGCACCUAUUUGCUGACGAAACGAUGGCCAGUAGGAUUUGAUAUAAUGCGAGACUUGAUUUUACUUGAAAAUCAGAUACCAUUCUUUGUUCUUGAAGGCCUAUUCAACCUAGCUUUUCCCAACGGCUUAAAUGACAAAAUCUCAUUUCAUGAGCUUGCCUUCGAGAAUUUAUCGCCUUCCUUCAAGCCAACUAUAUAUUCUCCAAACAGCAAAAUGUGUAAGAAGUUCAGCUACAGCUAUUUUGUAGAUCAUCACCUGACACUGCCUAAUGGUGAUAGGUUGCAAGUGGAACACCUCUGUGAUAUGUUAAGGGCCUUUUACGUGCCAAGUAAUCCUCCUACAAUAGUAAGAGGCUCAAAUCAUAAAGUGAAAUGUUCAUGUACUGCAAAUCAACUACAUGAGGCAGGACUGAAAUUUGAAGUUCAUCAAGAUAGAGGCAUAUUCGAGCUGGAAUGUUCAGAGGGAGUCUUCAAAAUGCCACUUAUUCGGAUUAAUGUAAUGACUGAGAUUAUGCUCCGAAAUUUGGUUGCAUUUGAGCAGUGUCAUCACAAUUUUGAGAAGUAUUAUGUUACUAACCACAUGUUCCUCUUGUAUAAUCUUAUCAAAACUGGAAAGGACGUCGAAAUUCUUGUUGAAAAGGGAAUCAUGGAGAACUUUUUGGGGGACAAUAAUGAUGUGGCUACCAUGAUUAUCAAACUUUCCCAACAAGUUGUGUUUGCAGGCAUCAAUACUAAUUAUGGCAAUCUAUAUGUAAAGCUGGAUGAAUUUUAUAAUAACCCUUACCACAAGUACAAGGCAAACUUCGUGCGUGAAUACUGGAGCACUCCUUGGAAAAGAGUAUCUUUGUUUGGUGGAAUUCUGCUACUUUCGCUCACUUUGAUCCAGACGAUAUGUUCUAUCAUCUCCUUAUUUAAGAAGUAG
Messenger RNA from Prosopis cineraria, 1374 nucleotides. Its product is annotated as UPF0481 protein At3g47200-like. The record is from RefSeq and is a predicted model, not a curated record. The transcript has a single exon. Bases 1 to 1374 code for a protein of 457 amino acids. Lineage: Eukaryota; Viridiplantae; Streptophyta; Magnoliopsida; Fabales; Fabaceae.